Tribolium madens (black flour beetle) is the source of this 2446-nucleotide messenger RNA. RefSeq names its product nucleolar complex protein 3 homolog (gene Noc3). The record is from RefSeq and is a predicted model, not a curated record. NCBI's taxonomy places the organism in Eukaryota, Metazoa, Arthropoda, Insecta, Coleoptera, Tenebrionidae. The coding region runs from base 245 to 2425 and encodes 726 amino acids. The transcript has 8 exons. Gene Ontology annotation, cellular component: nucleolus. Gene Ontology annotation, biological process: DNA replication initiation. Gene Ontology annotation, molecular function: chromatin binding.
GUGUCUGUUUAUUUUGGAAAAUAAAGUUUUGGUUACUUUUGCUUGUAAAAAGUUUUUAUAUUUAUUUUACUUUAUGAAUUCAAAAAUGCGGAUUUCUUGAUCUAUGAGUUUCACGUAUUUACAAAUUCACGAGUUUUGGACAUAAAUUCACGGCAUAAAUUUGAGGUUAUAAAUAACGAUAGAGGUUAGGUUUAUGAGAACGUGUUUAAAUCUUGGAGUUUAAAUUCACGAAAACACAAUAAAAAUGGGAAAAUCACAACAUUCCGAAAGUGAGGAAGAAAAUUAUAGUGAUUAUGGAGAAGAUAUGCUGGAAAUGGUUGAAGAGGAAGACUUGGUUUUCCUCAAAAAUGCGAUAACUUCUAAAUCAUACAACAUUUUUAAUAAAGUCAAGUAUUCAGAAGCCAGUGCUCCUAAACCAAAAAGGCGCCGAUUAAAUGAUGAAGAAUCGGAUUUGGAAAAAGAAUUUGAAGAGCAAACUGUUGAAGAUGUUCCUAUGAAAAAUCUUUUGCCCAUAAAAACUAAAUUUGGAAUUGUACCACAACAAAUCAAGGACGAGUCCGGUGAAAAAUCUGAAGAUGAGGUUGAAGUUGAGGAAGACACGGAAGAGCAAUUUGAUCUUGUUGAGAAUAAGCUUGAUGUUUCAAAACCAAUUCCUGCAACACACUUAUUAGCUGAACGACAGAAAGUUUUGAGAGAGAAAAAAAUUCAUAUAGGAACAUUGAGUGCUGGUGUAUUAGAAAACCCCGAGGAAAAAGUGACGAAUUUAAGAACUUUAUUGAAAUUAAUGGAUGAAGAAAGCUGCGAAGUGUUUUUUACAGUCAGAAAAUUGGCCACUGUGUCACUUUUAGAAGUAUUUAAAGACGUUUUACCUUCAUAUGAAAUUAAAAAAAUUAAUAGUGAUGGAGUGAAAUUGAAAAAGGACACUUUGAAAUUGCAAAAGUAUGAAGAAAGUUUGGUACAAUAUUACAAAAAGUUUUUACAAAAACUUGAAAAGAACUCUUCAGUUUUACUUAAGAAAAAGGGUGACACAAGAACAUUUCACGAAGAGGAAAUUAAAUUGGCUGAGUUAGCAGUGCAAGCAUUAUGUGACUUAUUAGUUGCACAUCCUUAUUUUAACUACGCUCAAAAUAUAGCACAAGCUGUUGUACCCUUUUUGAACAACCCGAGAAGUAAUAUAAGGGAAAUUGCAAAAGUUGCAAUCAAAACCGUUUUCAAAGAGGAUAAAAGAGAAGAAAUUACAUUAAAAAUUUUGAGAAUAAUCAAUGCAUAUUUGAAAAAUCGUGCUCACAAUGUACAUCCUGAUAUGUUGGAAACAUUUCUUGUGCUUAAUUUACGAGAUGUGAAUUUGGAUGAGGAAAAGGAACAAGAUAUUAAGCAGAAAAAAUUGAUGGCACGAAAACAGAAAGUCCUACAAAUGUCCAAAAAAGAACGUAAAAGAAAGAAAAAGCUUCAAAUGUUGGAACAGGAAUUGUUAGAAACAAAAGCUGAGGAAAACAGACAAGCAAAACAACGUAAUUUGACAGAAAUCACAAAAAUAGUUUUUGGGGUUUAUUUCAGAAUUUUGAAAAGUUCCACCAACAAUAAAGUCCUAGGAGUUUGUCUAGAGGGUCUUGCAAAAUUUUCUCAUUGCAUAAAUAUCGAGUUUUAUUUAGAUCUUGUAAACAUAUUGGACAAUUUGCUGAAAGAGGAGUGGAUAGGCUAUAGGGAGCAAUUACAUUGUGUCCAAACAGUUUUUUCAAUUUUAAGUGGACAAGGGGAAGCUAUAAAUGUUGACCCCACGCGCUUUUAUACCAAUUUGUAUAAAGGUCUCCUCACAACAAACGCCUCGAAAAGCCACCCAAAUUUUCUUAUUCUCUUGAAAACACUAAAUGAUGCUUUAAUUAAAAGGCGCAAAAAGAUAACAAACAAAAGGACGCUUAGUUUCGUGAAACGCUUGGCUACUCUUAGUUUACAGUUGUUACACAAUGGCAGUUUAGGCAGUUUGGGCCUUAUUAAAAACACAAUGCAACUUAACAGAUCAGUGGACAUCCUCUUAGACUUGGAUAAUUCAUUUGGAGACGGCAAAUAUCAACCAGAACUGGAAGACCCUGAAUAUGCUAACGCGUCUAGUACUGGUUUGUACGAAUUAAAUUUAUUGGCGAAACACUAUCAUCCUGUUGUUAGCAAAUAUGCUAAGAAUGUAGCAUUUGGGGUUCCCGCCACGGGAGAAGGAAGUCUUGACCCUGAAUAUGCGAAAUGCACUCCUGAGCAACUGUACCACGAUUUUGAUAUGUCUGAAAUGGCAUUCAACCCCCCUGUACCUAUACCCAAAAAAGCUGCCCCUAAAGAUAAACAUCAAAAGCACUUAUUUGCCGAUACGACGUUCGAGAAUCAUUGUAAAAGUGUAGUUAGGGCUCAUUUGAAACGAAAAGGAACUUUAUUGUAAAAUAAAUAUUUAAUUUUUAAA